AUGGGGGACCACACUCGACCUUCAGCCUCUCGCCGCUCCCCGAGUCUCUCUUCUGAUGACGAUAACCUCGACUUUUCCAACGAGCCCACCAAUGCCAACAAUACUGCCGGGUCAGGAUCUCCAUGGGUUCCCUCUCAGACAACCAUUGAUAUUCUCCAAGCGCAUCUGGCAGUUGACCCCGACUCUGACGCUUCAGAAGCUUCUGAACCACGUGUGCACCCCGACUUCUUCGUCUAUCUCGAGAGACUGCGAAGGCUCAAUGAAACCACUCGCGUAAAUGCGCGCAGGGAAGUUGAAGCCUGGCACCAAGCUAUGUUUGGGUCAAACCAGUCCCAGAAUCAAGCUUCUCAGACGGUUGAUUCUCAACACCAACACCAUGCUUCUCUCAUUCUCAAUGAGUCCCACGACGAAGAUUCUCCUAUGAUUGAUGAACCCCAGGAUGAAGCUGCUCGGAUACUUGAUGAGUCCUAUCAAGGAACUUCGCAAUUUACCAACGAAUUCAACCAACCCUUGUACCACGCCGGUGCCGAGCAUGGGUUACAGCCGCCCGCGAUGGGCAUGCGUGAGCAACAUGGAACCCAAGAUCCCACUACAGCCGAAUCAUCCGGGCCGAUUCCACAUGUCCGUUUUGAGACACCUGAUCCCAUGGGCACUGCCGCUAGGGACCAUUCUCGUCACCAUAGAGCCCCUUCCCCCUACCCGACAGCAACUCAGGGCGAAUCCUCUGCUGCUUCAAACUCCAUGCCACCUCCUCCUAUACCAGCACGUGAGCCACGCCGGUAUACCGACUGGGGAAACCCUUACAGAUUUCCAUUUGACCCUGCUCCGUUCCCUGAGGGUGCCACCCCUUAUGCGCCAGAACGCAUUAUGCAAGCAUGGCUUAUCCGGCAGCAGCUAAUUGCCGGCGUUCGUCCUGAGGACAUCGAGCCCAUGGCGAUCCCACGCGGCAGGCGUCACCGAACUCCUCCCUACAUGAUUUUGAAUGAAACCGGUGCCCAUAUCGUAAGAAUUGAGCCUGCCGCCUUCGAGGGUACCAUGCUUCCUCUGCCCGUCCUUCCUUGGCUGCCGCGGCGCCCAAAUCCCAACUCAUCCACUGCGCCUGUUUUAUCUAAUACACCCGAUGCUUCGGGUCUACCCACUGGUCUAGAUACUGCGACUGCUCCAAACUCAGCGAGUAUUCUAAACUCGUCGGUUGCCCCGAAUCCCGCCACAAACCAGCCAGUUGCUUCUGAUCUGUCAGCUGCUGCAACACCGCUAGCUGCUCUAAACCCGCCAGAUCCUCCAGCCUUCAUGGCUGAUUCAAGCCCCGUUAAUACUCUAAACUCCUCGGUUGCUUCAAAUUCGUCGGCUGCCACAAACCCGUCGGCUCCUCAACCGCCCCCGGUGGAUACAAGCUCAGCGAGCCCUCCCAACUUGUCGGCUACCCCAAAUAUGUUGGCUACCACAAACCUGCCAGUUACUUCACACCUGCCAGCUGCUCCAGCUUUAACAGACUCCACUGUUGUUUCGGACCCGACUUAUUUACCAGAACAAAGUUCGAGAGAUCUAAGUCAAGAUGUUGCAGAAAGUCAGAACCCGGAUCCACGUAUGGUGGCCUUUUUCCAACCUCUUAGGCUACAUCAACCUGCUAAUUCAGCCUCAGCUUCUGUACCAGAUUCUUCUCCAGAAAGACCAACCACAUCUGAGCCCAGCCCCAACGAGAACAGCCAAAUUUCCGCCGCUGCCCUCCAAGCGCAGUCGCAGGCCACCAUGCCCCUGAGCGUGCAAAAUCGUACUGAUGCUGAUUCGAUCAGUUCUCAAGAAGUCCAUGGGGUUGGGGUGUCUCCCGCCCAUUCACAGGACCGAGAUUCUUCAACUGUCUCUCCUCUGUCGAACGAAGGGACCGAGACCGGUCAUGUUCCUCCUCCCCAUGCCCCCAAUGGCAAUGGGGUUAUGCAUCAUGCGAUCACCCUCUCGGAACCCGAGGAUCCUGACGAGCCCGCUACGCCACGUCUCCGUCGUUUUGCCAUCGACGGAGCGGAUGAUACACUCGUGGUGAGCCACCUUUCUGGGGAGGUUAAGGCUGCCAGUGAUCAAUCCUCCUUCAGAGGGUUGAUUUAA
This is a messenger RNA of Penicillium crustosum, 2100 nucleotides long. RefSeq lists its product as uncharacterized. Lineage: Eukaryota; Fungi; Ascomycota; Eurotiomycetes; Eurotiales; Aspergillaceae. The coding region runs from base 1 to 2100 and encodes 699 amino acids. The record is from RefSeq and is a predicted model, not a curated record. The transcript has a single exon.